Molecule: messenger RNA, 2853 nt
Organism: Medicago truncatula (barrel medic)
Lineage: Eukaryota; Viridiplantae; Streptophyta; Magnoliopsida; Fabales; Fabaceae
Product: mediator of RNA polymerase II transcription subunit 25
Exons: 17
Coding region: 285-2543 (752 amino acids)
Biological process (GO): positive regulation of transcription by RNA polymerase II
Cellular component (GO): mediator complex; transcription regulator complex
Source: RefSeq, a predicted model, not a curated record
UCUACUCUUUCUCAGAAAACUAAAACUAUUUCAUCAGUUACAACUCCACAACAUCCAUCACCUAGGUCUUUUCCUGCACCUCACUAAAAAAACCCUUAUCUUUUUCUUCCUCUCCUUUUGCCCUUUUGAUUCGAAAAUAAAACUCAUCUUUGGUUUUCUCCCGUUAAACUAUUACACUGUUGGAGUUUUCAUAUACCCUAAAGUCCUGCAGGUCUAAAAAGUUUAAGUUGCAUUGUGAAAAUCUAAGAGGAGAUCGAUUGUUUCAAUUACUUAAUCACAAAUCAAUGGAGAACAAGAGGUGGUUAAACAUAGUAGUUGAUGGCAACAAAGCUUUGGAGCAAUAUUGGACCGACAUUCUUUCAAACUAUCUUGAAAAAAUUGUCAGGUGCUUUGUUGGUGAAAGCCAAGAGCAGGAAAGUUAUCUUGGAUUAGUACUUUAUAAUGCAAACUCUGAACUAGUGGAAGCAGGCUAUGACAUGCAAUUUAUAAACUGGACUAAAGAUGUGAAUAAAUUUAUGGGAAAUUUAUCACAUUUAUCUUUCAAUGGAAAUGAUGCAAAUCAAUCUACCAUGGCAGAAGGCCUAGCAGAAGCUCUAGUGAUGUAUCCAAAGCCAUGUGAUACAAUGACAGAAAGAGAAUACUAUAAUUCAGAAAGACAUUGUAUUCUAGUUGCUCCAGGUGAUCCUGCUCCUAAAAGUAUGCUAGUGUGUUUGCCAAUGAUUCAAAGAGCUCAAGUUAUUGGUCAAAGAUUAAAGGCUUGUCAGGCCGAUUUUCUCGAGGUCGCCAAAACAUGUGUCCCGCUAGCAGUUUCCAUGUCAGUGAUAACUCCUAAUCCAGUUCCAAUUUUUGGAGCCAUAUUUAAUAUGGGAAACAAUGUGUUAACAUUGUCAAGUGCUCCAAUCUCAAGUUACAGCACUGGCCAAUUAACUGUUUUACUGUCGAAAAACUUCAAAGAGGCACACAUUGCACUCAAAGAAAAAGGAAUAAUGGAAUAUCCUUCAACAACAAGUGUAGGAUCAUUUAGUGCAACACCUGAUACAACACUUUUCAGAGCUUUCUCUACCAAUCUUCAAGAAGAACAAGUCUCCUCCUCUAUGGCAAUAGGAGACAGAAUACACGAAACUGGCAAUGCUAUAACACCGGAGCCUGUAAGCACCUCGCAACAUAAUUCACAGGAGUUGGUUGUAUCAAAAGCUACAGAUCAGGAGAACAUUGUUCAAAUGAAUCUAUACGAAGAUAUCAUGUCUGAGCUUGACAGCGACGAUGAUCUUUUUAAACCGAAUAAAAGAUCAAAAACAUUUGCACCACUAGAGGAUGACGCUGAUCUGCAAGAUUUUUUCAAAUUUGAUCAAAACACUUUUUUUGAUGGUUUUGACCAAUUCCUUGAACAACAAGAUCAACAAGUAAUGAACCAACAACAGAUUCCGACGGAAGAAGCUGGAGUAGAUUUUGCAAAAGAGCUGCAAGAAAUUCUGAAUGGUGCUUCAAGGAAUACAUCAACAGCUCAAACUGCCAAUGUUGAAUGUACCACAAGUUCAUUUCAGGAAGUGAACGUUCAACCCGAAGAACUACGAGCUCCUGCUCCAAAUGCCGGAGAAGGGUCUUCGACAGGGCUACUUCAUGAAAGCAAUUUACAGUUAUGGUAUAAUCCUCACGCCAUGACGAGCACAUCAACAUUGGAUUCUCAGAGUUUCCCAACUAAUGCUUUCAAUGGGAAUAUGACGAGCAUAUCAACAUUGGAUUCUCAGAGUUCCCAAACUAAUAAUUUCAAUAGGAAUAUGACGAGCACAUCAACAUUAGAUUCUCAGAGUUUCCCCACUAAUGCUUUCAAUGGGAAUUUUACAUUUUCUAAUGUAAUGGCAAACUCUCAGAUGCAGCAACCUCAACCAGUCUCAUCACAAAACCAGUUUUCCGGGUUUCCUGGUUUUGCUAGAGGACAAAUAGGCAACUUCUCGGGGCAGCCUGUUGGACAAACGGGAAACUUCUCGGGGCAGCCUGUGGGACAACAUUUUCAGGCCUACAACCAUUUCCUGAGGAAUAAUAACACGGCAGCGUAUAAUCUUCCUGCAUUUGGAGCAAACACUUGGCUUCGUCCGAUGCAAAGCUUGUCUCCCUCGUAUCCGAGUGCGAGAAUGCAUUUCCCUACCCUCGAAGAAAUACAAGACUACGUUCAAACAUGGGAGGGAACUCUAGCAGGAAAAAUUACGUCUAGCCGCACGACCAUCUUGAGAGCAAAGGCUUUCAAGAAAUCAAGUACGCCACCAACGCUUACACUUGGCUGGCCUGGUAGGUUGGAGAUUAGCAACUAUCUACCUCAAAAGGCUCUCCUCCAUACCAGGAGAUUUUCCCAACCAAUACAUUAUCUUUUCUUUCAUGUGGCUAAGUAUGGCAAUGUAGAUCUAUACAAUCACUGUAAAACCAGAAAUAAUUGUGCAAAAGUAGAUCUACAGUUCCAAACAAUAAUACUGUCUCCAACUGAAAGAGAACCACUCUUUGUUGGAACAGUAUUCCCUGGGGGAACAAUAUUUAUAGAACAAGCAUAAUAAUCAGAGAAUAGAAGUCUUCUUUUUUCAUGUGAUGAAGCUGGUGUAAUCACAUGAAUACCUUCAAGUAGAUGGAAGUGUUCUGUGUAUUAUAAUGUUUCCAGGAAGACUUGAUUAGGAACAUGUAAAUUAUCAUUGUAAAUAUAUCUGAGCAGCAUUCAUGAAAAGUUAAGCUUUUUGUGUUGAUUACCACUGUAACCAAACUUUUUCCCACUAAGUGGGAUCGACUACAUGUAUCAAAUUACGCCAUAAUGUUAUAUCAUAAAUCAUAAUUUAAUCCAACUCCUUAAGCUCCAAGUCUUUUCUAUUA